This is a messenger RNA of Ilex paraguariensis (yerba mate), 1754 nucleotides long. The record is from the annotation of a GenBank genome assembly. Lineage: Eukaryota; Viridiplantae; Streptophyta; Magnoliopsida; Aquifoliales; Aquifoliaceae.
GUGAGAUACCCUCUUCCCUUGGCAAUAUCACUGGAUUUUUGCAUCUAAAUUUGGGUUUAAACAACUUUGAAGGAAGCAUACCGUCUAGCUUGGGGAACUUAAAGUACCUCCUAGUCCUCGGGCUUCAUGGAAAUAAACUUAAUGGCACCAUCCCCCAACAACUCAUGAGUCUCUCAGCCUCUUUUAACAUAGACGUGUCUUUCAAUUCCUUGACUGGUUCCUUGCCUACAGAACUUGGUGAACUCAAAAAUAUUCUUUUCCUUGUAGUUUCAAACAACAAACUCUUUGGUGAGAUUCCUAGCACAAUAGGAAAUUUGAUUUCCUUGGAACAUCUUGAGAUGCAGGAAAACUUAUUCCAAGGAUCUAUUCCUCCAUUGAAUCAAUUAAUGGGUCUUCAAUAUCUAGAUCUUUCACACAAUAACUUAUCAGGCGGAGUUCCACAAUAUUUUGAGACUCUUUCCACCUUAAUAUAUCUGAAUUUGUCGUUUAACAAUCUUUCUGGUGAAGUACCUAGUAAAGGAAUUUUCAAAAAUGCAACUGCAGUUGGAGUACUUGGCAACACUAAGCUUUGUGGAGGGGCCCCAGAGCUACACUUACAAGCAUGCCCCCUUCAAAAACACAAAAAACGUACUAAUCCAAUGUUGACUUUAGAAAUUGCCCUUCCUUCUUCAUUUCUUGCUCUGGCAUUGAUUUUUCUUUCACUAUACCUGACAAGAAAAACGAAGAAAAAAUCUCUUUCCUCACCUUCUUUUGGACGAUUUCAUCCAAAAAUAUCCUACCAGGAACUCCUCAAUGCCACUGGUGGGUUUUCAUCAAGCAAUUUGAUUGGCUCAGGUAGUUUUGGAAUGGUAUAUAGUGGAACUUUAAGUCCAGAGGGAACGACUGUUGCAGUUAAGGUACUCAAACUCAGCCAACCUGGAGCUUCCAAGAGUUUCAUGGCUGAAUGUAGAGCGCUGAGCAACAUUCAACAUCGCAAUCUUGUCAGGAUCCUAACUGCUUGCUCCAGCAUUGAUUUUGAGUGCAAUGAUUUCAAAGCUCUGGUUUACGAGUUCAUGCCAAACGGGAGCUUGGAAAGAUGGCUGCAUCCAGAAGAUGGUCACAUACAAUUGAGAAACUUGGAUCUUCUCCAAAGAAUAAACAUUGCGAUAGAUGUGGCUUCCGCAUUGCAUUAUCUUCAUAAACAAUGUGAAACACCAGUCAUUCAUUGUGAUGUAAAGCCAAGCAAUGUCCUACUUGACAAUGACUUUACUGCUCACCUAAGUGAUUUUGGUUUGGCGAGGCUCCUUUCAAAAUCGGGCAUAGAUGCUGUUUCAAGUCAAUUUACCUCCGCCAGUGUCAAGGGAACCACUGGAUACGCAGCUCCAGAGUACGGGAUGGGUGCUCCGAUGUCAACUCAUGGAGAUGUAUAUAGUUAUGGGAUUCUGUUGUUGGAGAUAUUCACAGGAAAAAGACCAACUGACAAUUCAUUCAGUGAUGAUUUAAAUCUUCGUAAUUUUGUUAAGAUGGCAUUGCCGGAGUUGGCAACAGAGAUGAUGGACCAAUUUUUACUAACCGAAGGGAUGCAAGAAGCUCAAAGUAGCAUUGGAAGUUCCAGUAACCAUAGAAAUGAAUGCAUUGAAUGCUUGAUAUCUACACUAGAAAUUGGAAUUGCAUGUUCAGCAGAAUCCCCAAGCGACAGAAUUGACAUCAAAGACGUUGACAAUCGUCUACUUUCAAUUAGAGACAAAUUCAUUGGAUCAAGAAGGCAUGAUUAA